Messenger RNA from Alosa sapidissima (American shad), 1029 nucleotides. RefSeq names its product protein FAM3C-like. The transcript is spliced from 10 exons. Bases 199 to 900 code for a protein of 233 amino acids. The record is from RefSeq and is a predicted model, not a curated record. Lineage: Eukaryota; Metazoa; Chordata; Actinopteri; Clupeiformes; Clupeidae.
UAAAUACAUGUUUUACCGUUUCAAACUCUUUCUCAUUGUGAUGAGAAACCAUAGUAAUAAUUUAUACCACACCACCCGAUUAAGUCUACAUACAGCUGUGGGGGUCCACUGAGAAGACAAGACUGGAAACGUCUUUUGAUUGUUUUGACUACAAUUGCUUUAACAUGGAUUUUGGUGUCUUAUCAAUCACUCCUAAAGAUGAAAGUUGUCAAUCUUCUUGGUGACACUGAAGGAUUUGUACAAUCAGACAUGUUUAAGAAGAUAUAUGCAGAAACCCAAGAUGAAGUAGGGCGCAGGAUGGCGUCACUAGGUCUACAGAGGAGGAGCUUGGACAAACCUGCCCCUUCCAAGUGUGGUAUCAACACAUGUCCUGAUGGCUACUUCGCCUUUCAUCUAAAAAGUGGUGUCGCAAAUAUACUUGGACCAAGAAUUUGCUUUGAGGGCAACAUGUUAAUGAGUGGGGUUGCCAAUAACAUUGGCAGAGGAAUUAAUAUAGCCUUGUUGAAAGGUGACACUGGGGAAGUUUUGACCACGGCCAGAUUUGACAUGUAUGAUGGAAAGGUGGAGCCGGUGGUAGACUUCCUGAAUGCCAUCAAAUUGAACACCAUUGUUCUAAUAGCCUCUUUUGAUGAACCAGCUCACAUUCUGACGAGUCAAAUUCGUAAGCUGAUUUCCGAUCUGGGAAGCACUGAGAUUCUAACACUCGCUUCGAGAGAUUCCUGGGUAUUUGCAGGAGCUCGAGGAGUAAUUGGGAAAAGCCCUUUUGAGCAGGUAAUAAAGAGUGACACGAGCAAUAAUAAAUACGGAGGGUGGCCUGAGACAGCAAACGUGGGAGGCUGCUUCCCACAAAACCCUUACAAAAAGAAGCUUAAUAAUGAUGACCUUAACAUCAAAUUGUAGGGCACCAGUUGAAGAGACAACAACAACAACAACAACUGUCCAAGACCAGGGGUGUACUCCAAGUACGUGGUUUAGUGACAAACCUGGGUAAGUUAACUCAGAGUAGGUGGUAAACCUCCUAAUAGAAGA